Messenger RNA from Austrofundulus limnaeus, 1765 nucleotides. It is a transcript of the gene clip3, whose product is annotated as CAP-GLY domain containing linker protein 3. Lineage: Eukaryota; Metazoa; Chordata; Actinopteri; Cyprinodontiformes; Rivulidae. The record is from RefSeq and is a predicted model, not a curated record. Gene Ontology annotation, cellular component: cell cortex; nucleus; microtubule plus-end. Gene Ontology annotation, molecular function: microtubule plus-end binding. Gene Ontology annotation, biological process: cytoplasmic microtubule organization.
GAGAGGGCGGAGCUGGACGAUGAGGAGGAGGCCGAGCAGGAGGAAGAGCRGGAGGAGCAAGAGGAGAGGGAGGUUGAGGAGGAGGAUCCUCCAGCUGACCUGGUGCCAGAGCCCACCUCCGUGUCUGAGUACCAGAGUCCAGUCCAUGAGCCGCCCCGCCGAGCCAUGGUGCACCCCUCGGCCCAGGCACCACUACCCAAAGACUACGCGUUCACCUUCUUCGACCCAAAUGACCCGGCCUGUCAGGAGAUCCUCAUGGACCCUCGGACCACCGUCCCUGAGCUGUUCGCCAUUGUCCGUCAGUGGGUUCCUCAGGUGCAGCACAAGAUUGACGUCAUUGGAAACGAGAUCCUGAAGCGUGGUUGUCACGUGAACGAUCGUGACGGUUUGACUGACAUGACGCUGCUUCACUACAGCUGCAAGGCCGGAGCUCACGGAGUGGGCGACCCGGCGGCGGCGCUGCGACUCACCAGUCAGCUGAUCUCUCUGGGCGCCGACGUGAGUCUGAGGAGCCGAUGGACCAACAUGAACGCCCUGCACUACGCCGCCUACUUUGAUGUCCCAGAACUGAUCCGAGUCCUGCUGAAAGCAGCGAAACCCAGAGUGUUGAACUCCACCUGCAGCGACUUCCACUAUGGUACCGCCCUCCACAUCGCUGCAUCCAACCUCUGCCUGAACGCAGUCAAGUGUCUGCUGGAGCACGGAGCCAACCCAACCGUCCGGAACGAUAAAGGCCAGGUCCCGGCAGAGGUGGUCCCCGACCCGAUGGACAUGAGCCUGGACAAAACGGAGGCGGCCAUGGUGGCCAAAGACCUGAAGCAGCUGCUGCUGGAUGCCGUCCCCCUCAGCUGCAACCUUCCAAAGGCCACGCUGCCCAACUACGACAACAUCCCAGGAAACCUGAUGCUGUCCGCUCUGGGCCUGAAGCUGGGAGACCGCAUUGUUCUGGACGACAUGAAGACUGGAACUCUGAGGUUCUGUGGAACCACAGAGUUUGCCAGCGGUCAGUGGGUCGGGGUGGAGCUGGAUGAACCCGAGGGAAAGAACGACGGCAGCGUGGGUGGAGUCCGUUACUUCAUCUGCCCUCCCAAACUCGGGAUCUUUGCUCCUGUUUCAAAGAUAUCCAAGGUUGUGGAUCAGACUCCGUCGUCCGUCACCUCCACCCCCCGGACCCCCCGCUUGGAUCUGGCAUCCCGCCUGGCUGGAAAGACCAAGAAGGCCAAGGAGAAAAAGGAGAAAGAGAGGGAGAAAGCCCAGAGGAAGAAGUCCUCAGCCAAUCUGGAUCCAGACGGGACAAACGUGGAGGUUGGAGACCAGGUCCUAGUGGCCGGUCAGAAAAAUGGCAUUGUUCGCUUCUUUGGAAAAACGGACUUUGCUCCAGGGUACUGGUUCGGUAUCGAGCUGGAUCAGCCCACCGGGAAACACGAUGGCUCGGUGUUUGGGGUCCGAUACUUCAGCUGUCUGCCCAAAUAUGGAGUGUUUGCUCCGCCCUCCCGCGUUCAGAGAACCGGAGGACCUAAAGAAGGAUAUCAGAGUGAUACCUGCAUGGUGAAGAAGGUCCACCAGGUCUCCAUGUCACAACCCAAGAGAAACUUCAACACGAUGCGAUCUCCUAAAGACCUGACCUCUGAGAGCUCCAUAUCCAGCUCCAGAUUGACCUUCAGGAAAAUCAGAUUAAACAGAGGGGGGGAGAGUUGGAGGUAGGACCCACAAGUUGACGUAAACACCAGGAGAAAUUUGAUCCACCGCCUUCACAUCGGGGGGG